CAAAAUAUAAAACCACCCAAAAAUUGAAACUUCAUUCAAACACAUAAUGUCUCUGCAAAGUAUUUUAUCCAUUCUCAUCCUGAUUUGUGCCCAAAACACAUUUGCUCGAUAUGCUUCACUCAAUAUUGGCCUAAAUAUUUCGGCCCACUUUUCCGAUGAAAACAAUCAACUCACCGAACAAUUAGUUCGCAUUUGCAUGCAAGAAACCCAACUAUCGAUGGCAGAUUUGUAUAAAUUCAAGACCAACGAUAUCCAAGAGACUGAUGUUAAUGAAUCUACACAAUGUUUUGCCCAUUGCAUUUACGAGCAAAUGGGAAUUAUGAGGAAUGGACUUUUCGUUGAUAAUAAUGAUCAAAAAUUGUCUGCAAAUGCGAUUGACGGAACCAGUGGUGUAGAUUUUGCACUCUGUAAGUCAAUUCGUGGUCAAAAUAAGUGCGAAACUGCGUACAAAAUACAUCAGUGCGUUCAGAAGCUGAAAUAUGGUGGCACCCGUGACCAGGGACUUGCAAUGAACACAGACCCAACCAACAACGAGAGUCGAAAUGAUGACAACGAUGAAGACGAUUCCGGUGAUAGUCAAAAUGGGCAAUAAAACGAUUUGGCGUGAAAAUAACACUUCUUCUGCAUGGCGAACUGGCUUAAUGACGUUGGAAAAGCGCAAUUAGCUAUUACUAUUUUUUUU
Episyrphus balteatus (marmalade hoverfly) is the source of this 682-nucleotide messenger RNA. Its product is annotated as general odorant-binding protein 56a-like. Bases 47 to 592 code for a protein of 181 amino acids. The record is from RefSeq and is a predicted model, not a curated record. The transcript has 2 exons. Gene Ontology annotation, molecular function: odorant binding. Gene Ontology annotation, biological process: sensory perception of smell. NCBI's taxonomy places the organism in Eukaryota, Metazoa, Arthropoda, Insecta, Diptera, Syrphidae.